This is a messenger RNA of Knipowitschia caucasica, 801 nucleotides long. Lineage: Eukaryota; Metazoa; Chordata; Actinopteri; Gobiiformes; Gobiidae. The record is from the annotation of a GenBank genome assembly.
AUGGAGGAGCAAAGCCGAGUGUUGACACGUUUGGACAGAAGCCGAUCUGCUUCGUGCUUUUUCCACUUUGGCAAAUCCUCCAAAAGGCUCCAAACUCACGGAGAGAAGAAGAGUCCCGCAGCAGAGUCCAGUCGCUGUGUCAAGAUCUCACUGGGUGUGCAGCAGCCACGCGCUCCUACGGCCACGCGCUCCGACGGCCACGCGCUCCGACGGCCACGCGCUCCUACGGCCACGCGCUCCGACGACCACGCGCUCCUACAGCCACGCGCUUCUACGGCCACGCGCUCCGACGACCACGCGCUCCUACAGCCACGCGCUCCUACGGCCACGCGCUCCGACGACCACGCGCUCCUACAGCCACGCGCUUCUACGGCCACGCGCUCCGACGACCACGCGCUCCGACGGCCACGCGCUCCGACGGCCACGCGCUCCUACGGCAGAGAAAAAUGCUUGGUUCGGCCUCUGUGCUCUGGCAAAGCUGCAGUCAAGGCCAGAGCCGAGCAGGCGCUAAUGGCUGGAGAUGACGGUGAGUGCGGCCCAUUAGACGUGACCACCAACCUCGUUACGCACUUCCAGCAGAAAGGAGACGGCCAUGCUACUGUCGGCAGUGUCAGAAGAGAGGGCUUAAUGACGCGAUCCACUGAGCCCGCAAAUUUGGCCCGGCAGGAACACGGGGACGCCACAUCAAAAUAUGGAAAUGCCGAGUUAUUGUCGGAGGAAGAAGAGAGAAGAAGAAGUCCUCGGGGCUCUGGUGCGAAGAUGGAGUGUGAGAUGUGUCUGAAGGCGGACGUGGCCAAAUGA